CCAAGGUCAAAUACACAAACUUCUGCGGACAACCUGGCGCGCGUGUUGACGCUGACAGAUCAAUCUAUUACAAAGAGGGCCACGAGCGUGAAACACUCAUCUUCAGGCUUUCCAACCUAAUCCUCUGGUAUGGGCCACGCAAGCACUAUAAGCGUAUACAGAGAGUAUGGGUCGACGAGAUCAUCAAUGCCCCGCGCUGGAAAGACUUUAUCACCCAACUAGAUAAGAGUGGGCGGGGUACACGCUCUAUUGCCUAACAUCAUCGAUCCCUACAAUAAUAUUGCGGUAUACAUGUCAGCUCUUUGUUCUGUGGGUUCGCUUGUAGUUUCUGUGCUGCUUGUCGACCAAAGCCAAGACUAUCAGGACUGCCGAAGGCGGGGUAUGCUUUCUUUUUCAGCUUUGUACAUGUCCCUGAUGACCAGCGCAAUUCCCGGAAUUGAAAACUUGGCAUUGAUGCAUAGCUUGUCGUUUGGACUUCUUAUAUGGGCGAUGGUGUUCUUCGGCCUGGCUUUGUCUAUCCUCAUUUUCCAUACCAGCGACGUUGUAACGCUCGCGACGAUGGUCCCUGGAUGGACAAUAGUCAUGAUAUUCACGUUGUGGCCUACGAUGACUACUCCUGUCGGAUGGCUACUGAAUUUUACGAAAUCCUUACCCCGUCAGCCAAAGCGUGUCGUCCGAUAUCUGCGUGACUCGAGACACUCAGAAUUGGACCAAACGCUCGAGAUGAGCGAUCGAGUUGCGUAAUGAUCUACAUAUUCCGAUUAUACCACUACUUCCUUACUCAUGUACCACCGACGCGUUUCUAUAUCCAUGGUUAGUAGGCUUCCAGGAUAAGUUGGGAGCAUAUACUAGUAUAUAUUCUCCGAAUUUUGUAGUGCAGCCGCUUGGUUUCUCCGCUCUUAUUCCAAACAUUGGUUAUGGUUUCAAAGCCACGAAACUUCAUCGAUUCAUCGUUUACGCGUGGAGUCGGCAGAUUAUGAUCCCACACUUCGAGAAUUAGUCCAAAUCAUUUCAAAAUUUCACUAUUCGAGAGCUCCAAGCUAUUAAUUAUGUAAAUGCAAUCUAAACUGGUUGGCC
This is a messenger RNA of Suillus subaureus, 1077 nucleotides long. RefSeq lists its product as uncharacterized. NCBI's taxonomy places the organism in Eukaryota, Fungi, Basidiomycota, Agaricomycetes, Boletales, Suillaceae. The record is from RefSeq and is a predicted model, not a curated record. Bases 292 to 744 code for a protein of 150 amino acids. The transcript has 4 exons.